AUGGCCACCUUCUACGUCUCCUCGCAUGGAGACGACGGCAACCCAGGAAAUUUAAACUUGCCAUUCCUGACACUUGAUCGGGCAUAUCAAGCCGCCAAGUGCUUGACGAUUCCGACUUCGGUUUACCUCUUUCCUGGAACAUACACCCGCACUGAGACAUGGAAUAUAGGCAGCAGUUCAGAACAGGAACCUAUGAGAAAUCGCAUCACCUUUGAAGCACGCCGUUCCCCCAGUAGCGACGAUGUCGUAAUCUCGGGAGCGCGAAAAAUCGACUCAUGGUUUCAUGGUGACUCAUCAGACAUAUGGAAAGCUAAUAUUGGCGAUUUGGAUUUCCGUCAACUCUAUGUAAAUAACGUGAAGGUUGAGACCGCUCGGAUUCAAGACUUGCCCGGCACAUGGACACGAACUCCUACGGGUUAUUCGGUCAACACCAUCAUUUCUUGGGCUUCUCCCUCUUCCAUUGAAUUUGUAUACCGUGGGAUUUACCCUUGGACUGAAGCCCGCUGCACUGUGGCCGAACUAAUCCAUGAUGGCGACUCGACAAUUAUACAUAUGGCCCAACCUACUUGGGACCGUGCCUUGAAACUAUACAACUUUUGCUGGGGCGGAACACAACAGCAUGGGCCUUCUACUCCAACACAUAUCGAGAACAGCACCAGUUUCUUACAAGAGCCUGGCACCUUUGUAUGCGAUCGAACGUGUCCUGGGCAACAUAUAUUGUACUACAAGCCUAGACCUGGGGAGACCUUGGCAACUACCCGUAUCACUGCACCGUCAUUGGAGCAGCUAGUUAAUAUUACUGGCACGGCCAAUGUUACUUUUAGAGGGAUAACAUUCGCAGAUGCCGCCUGGCUCAGGCCAAAGGAUGGCUUUCUUCACUAUCAUGGCGACAGCCACUAUGUUGGAGAGGGUUCGGUUAACAAAUUCGCCCUUGGUGAAGGCUCGUGGGUCAUGGUGCCAAGUAAAACUGAUAGGAUUCCGGCCUCCAUUUCCAUGAAAAGCACUGCAUAUACUUCUUUCGAGAAUUGUAAUUUCACAAGGCUGGGAGGAACCGCUCUUAGUUCAGAUUGCUGUAAACGGUUACAAGUCCUGCACUGCGGUUUUGAAAGCCUGUCUGCAUCAGGUAUCACGCUAAAUGGAACCACAAAUGCCGUGGUUGAAGACACAACCAUUCAGAAAGUGGGAUUAGACUAUCUCGGCUCACCCGCAAUUUGGAUGCACAACACAUCUCAUUGCCGAGUAUCCCAUAAUAACAUUUUCGACACUCCACACAGUGGGAUAUCGCUUGGCCCUUCAAUCGGCAGCCGCAUCACUAAUAACAUGGUUUGCCGCACGAUGUCACGACUAGCCGACGGGGGCGGCAUCAACCUUGCAGGUUGCCAAGGAGAAUCCAUGGAAACGGGAGCCUCUCUCAGUGGAAAUGUGGUGCUUGACACGCUCACUCCGUACAACUUUGCUAUUUAUGCUGACUAUGGGGCAAAAUGGGUUACUAUCAAAGAGAACGUUGUCAUGAGGUGUGACGAGGUCGUCGUUUUUAACGUUCAGCCUCCUCUUGAGCACGUUGUUUUCGAAAAUAAUUUUUGGGAUAAAGAGCCCACAGGAACAGAUUCUAUACCGGAGAAGGUUAUUUACCGAGCGAAUGUUGUUAUUAGCGACGAGGGGGAGAUUCAGCGUAAUGUGCAACGGGUUAUAACCGCGGCUGGGGUUAGGGCAGGAACACUUGUAAACCCUCCUGCUACCCAUUCAACUUAG
Messenger RNA from Pochonia chlamydosporia 170, 1752 nucleotides. RefSeq names its product right handed beta helix region domain-containing protein. Lineage: Eukaryota; Fungi; Ascomycota; Sordariomycetes; Hypocreales; Clavicipitaceae. The transcript has a single exon. The record is from RefSeq and is a predicted model, not a curated record. The coding region runs from base 1 to 1752 and encodes 583 amino acids.